Messenger RNA from Mucor mucedo, 876 nucleotides. RefSeq lists its product as uncharacterized. Bases 1 to 876 code for a protein of 291 amino acids. The record is from RefSeq and is a predicted model, not a curated record. Lineage: Eukaryota; Fungi; Mucoromycota; Mucoromycetes; Mucorales; Mucoraceae. The transcript has 5 exons.
AUGAAGACUUUCCCAUUACCCGUUGUAGGCAUUACACUGUCGAAAUUCGGAGGCCUAGGCAUUUCCCUUUGUCUAACGACAGUAAAAAAUUCAGAAGUAGCUGCAAGUUAUUUAGAAAAUAAUAAUAAGCCCUCCUUUAAUCAUUUCGUCAAAACCAAUACGACCAAAAUCGAAGAAGACUCGGAUCCUAACGCGUUUACUCAUUGCAUUGACUUACACAGGCAUUGGUCUAAAGUUUAUAAUAAGGUCAUAAUUAAGUCAAGACCUGGUAAGCCUCUUGUUGAAAAGAUUAAAAGAACCGGUGAUAGGUUCAAAAAAAUUCACGAAUACCUUGUUGCCAAAUCCACACACCAAGUGAGAUUAGCAAGGCUGUCAAACAUAACCUCACAAGCACGUGUAAUUAGAAGUAUCAAUGAAGAAGAAGACCCGAAGGAAGAUUCUGAGGAGGAGGAGGAGGCCAGUGGAGAGGAUGAUGAAGAUGCCAGUGAGAAAUUUAAUCUCAAGGAUACCAUCCUGAAGAACAUUAAAGGCCAAAGAAAUUGUAAAUCUGUAGUUGAAGCCGAAUUUGUCAAAGCAGUUCAUUCCUCUUGCAUAAAUUUAUUAAACCAUCGUUACAGCAAACUGUACCAAGAAGUUAUUCCUGCCAAUGAAUUUUCAGAAAUCAGAAACCAGUGCAUCUUAAAUCACAAGAAGCUUACAGACAGCUGCUCCCCUUCAUUUCGAAAUUUAGUCAAUGGUAUAUUCGAUGAAAUGUUACAGUUCGCAUACGAUGAGAAUAUAUUGCGAAUAUUGCAAUAUUUGGAUGAUGAACGCGCUAAAACCAAGGAUAAAGCGUCUGAUAAGUACAGUAUAUUAUCUAUAAUGAUCACAGUGUGA